CGUUACGAACGUUCCGCACGAGCAAUUAUAAAGAGAGCGCGGGCCUUCUUCCCAUGUCGACCGUAGCACUGCUCGUACCACCACCAACUCUCGCGAGGCCCCCGGCUCUGCGCUCCCGUCACAUCGGCUUUCUCUCAAGAUCCUGCAAGCUCGGCUCGUCGCGAGUAACCGCCAUGUCGUCGUCGUCGUCCGAUCCGUCGCUGGCGACCGAGGCGCCCCAGGCGGCCGUCACCAGCGAGCGCAAGCUCAACCGCGACCUGCAGGAGCAGCUCGCCAAGCCAUAUCUGGCCAGAGCAAUGGCGGCGGUUGACCCGAGCCACCCGGAGGGCAGCAAGGGGAGGGACACCAAGGGCAUGAGCGUGCUCCAGCAGCACGCCGCCUUCUUCGACCGCAACGGCGACGGGGUCAUCUACCCAUGGGAGACCUUCCAGAGCCUGCGAGCAAUCGGGCUUGGGUCGCCUUCAGCCUUCGGAACAUCCAUACUCCUCCACCUCGUCCUCACUUAUCCUACUCAACCGGGAUGGAUGCCUUCCCCUCUGCUGUCGAUCCAUAUAAAGAACAUCCACAGGGGCAAGCACGGGAGCGAUUCUGAGACGUAUGACACAGAAGGGAGGUUUGAACCAGCGAAAUUCGAUGCUAUAUUCAGCAAGUUUGGCAAAACUCGGCCAAAUGCUUUGUCAGAAGAUGAGAUUAACGCCAUGCUUAAAUACAACCGCAAUAUGUAUGAUUUCCUGGGCUGGGCCGCGGCCAACCUCGAAUGGAAGUUGCUGCACAAGGUGGCAAAGGAUAACGAAGGCUUUUUGCAGCGAGAAAUCGUGCGGGGCGCCUUCGAUGGCAGCCUGUUCGAGCGUCUGCAGGAAAGCAAGAAAUCUACCUGAAUGUGGCAGUGAGCCUCGUCUCUAAAAUAUCUGCACUUGAAAUUUGAAAAGCCCCCCUGCAUUGUAGUUUGAGUUGUGUACGUCAAAUAAGAAGUGUUUGGCCCGUCUGCGGCGGCCUAAACAUUUUCAUUUGCAUUGUUAUUUUGAACUGGAAUUUGUAUUUUUAUUGGUAGCGCACAGAAGGUGUACAGUGGAACUUGUAAUGUGCACUCGUGAAUCAUCAUUACCUCGCAUAAUAUAGGCGUGUCUCUUUCUA
Molecule: messenger RNA, 1134 nt
Organism: Triticum dicoccoides
Lineage: Eukaryota; Viridiplantae; Streptophyta; Magnoliopsida; Poales; Poaceae
Product: peroxygenase-like
Exons: 7
Coding region: 54-878 (274 amino acids)
Molecular function (GO): calcium ion binding; monooxygenase activity
Source: RefSeq, a predicted model, not a curated record